AUGUACAUUAUUGCGGAUGGUGAUAGUGGUUCCAGCAGCAGCGAUGAAGACAUCGAUACUACAGAAGAUAACUCCGAUCACCCAGGAAAAAUCCAUCCCCAAGAUCCUCCAUUCGUCAGGCCAAUACCACAAAAAUGUUCAACCAAGGAUCUGGAUAUCAUCAGCUCUCCACCCAUUACAACCAAGACUGACUCUACCAUCACCCAAUUAGACGAAGAAAUGCCUGUUGUACAGUCCAGUCAGAGCGUAGUUUUAUCUGUAUCAGCAAAAACAACCAUCGAACCUUCCACAACUCUCACUUCACAAUCAGCUACAGCGGUACCAUCUAUCCCCACGGUUCCACCUCUGGUUUCUACAGUACCAUCACUGGACAUUGCAAAAACUACAUUAUCAUCUGCUCCUUUGAUGAUACCAAAUGUAGAUAGCUCUUCGAAUCUGGUGGUAGUUCCUUCAAACUCUACGGCCGGACCUAGUACUGGUACUCUGCAAGCGGUACCAUUCCUCAUGCAAACCCCGAACGGGGUGGGGUAUGUUUCUACCCCAGAUGGUAUGCUGCUGGGGUUGCUGCAAGGACCGAAUAUCUCUCAGCCUCAGUUGGUAGCCAUACCUCUUAGUAGUUUGGGGGAUUUGACUAGUAGUAAUGUAAAGGAGGGGUCGAAAAGUAAAGAUGGAAGUAGUUGA
Molecule: messenger RNA, 681 nt
Organism: Phaedon cochleariae (mustard beetle)
Lineage: Eukaryota; Metazoa; Arthropoda; Insecta; Coleoptera; Chrysomelidae
Source: the annotation of a GenBank genome assembly